This is a messenger RNA of Osmia lignaria (orchard mason bee), 14472 nucleotides long. It is a transcript of the gene kis, whose product is annotated as chromodomain helicase DNA binding protein kismet. The record is from RefSeq and is a predicted model, not a curated record. Lineage: Eukaryota; Metazoa; Arthropoda; Insecta; Hymenoptera; Megachilidae. Gene Ontology annotation, molecular function: ATP binding; protein binding.
CACGCUUGCACCUCGACGGUCCGUGCCGCCGCAGCCGCAGCCGCAGCCACCGUCAGUGAAAACCUUGUGUACGCGCGCGCAAACAAGGGUGGUUUUUCGAUAAAACAUUAACAUAUAAUUAUAUUUAUCUAAUAAUACAAGUUUUCAGUUGUAUUUGUACGAAAUAUACGGGAAAAAUAGUGAAUUAUAUGAAGUGAAGUGACGCUUUGGUGCUUGAAUAUCGAGCGUCGUGGUGGCCGCUAUGAGUUCUCUCGGAAGCCCAAACGGAAAUCUCUCACGAUAAUGGCGUACUUUCCGACGAUCCGUGCUUUUUUUUCAUGAAACCGUUUCAAUUACUUUUGACAUUAUAAUAUACUCGUAUUUUGUUCGUCGUGCGUUAAAAUUUUUGCUGAUUCAAAGAGAAAUUCUCAAGAAUAAAAUACACUCGAAAUAAAGUGUGAGAACUUUCUAUACCCAUCUUACAGUUUCUUCUGUUCACCCUUGUAAUAUACUUAAUGUGUGUGUAUUUUAGUUUAUAUUCUACGAGCACAAGAAAUAUUCUUUUGUACAGUUUAGUGCCACUGUUAGUGCUUCAGGUUCGUAAGGCAAAAAAGACGUGAAUUAACAAUGGGCACGUUAAUGACUAUAAGAGAGACUAUACAAUAUUCUCUUAAGCCUAAAAUAGAGGCGAAGAGUCCUGCAGCAUAGACAUGGACUCGUACGAUUUGUUUGGUGAAGAUGUUAGUGGCUCGAUGCUUGAUGCUCUUCCUGACCUCGGGGGGAACGAUCAUUUUGACCCUGCAGGCACAACUAAUUCUGUGGUAGUAUCUAGAGAUGGUCCUAACCCUGGUGUUAAUGGAGGAGGGAGUUACAUUAGUCAAUCUUAUAUAUCUCAAGAAUCUUCGCUUCAAAAACUAACUUCAUUUGGUGGACCUGAAUUUGGAAGUUCUAAUCAAUUGCAAAAUCCAUCACAGCGCAAUAUGUUUAAUCAGAAUCUUGGAACAUUUGACAGUGGUGCACCACAGCGUGCUAUCGUGCCAGGAGCAUUUCAAAAUCAAGCUCGAAAUAUGGCACCGCAACAUAGAGGACCUCAUCCUGGUAGUGGAGGACAAUAUCCUAAUUAUAAUGAUAAUAUGUAUUCAAUGGAACAACAGCAUUCAAUGACUAGAGCAAAUAUGUCUAUGGAUCCAAGUAUGCAAGGAUGGCCAGGUAGUGGAAGUGCUUACCCACAAAUGCAAAGACAUUAUAAUCAGAUGGCACCACAACCUGGUACUUAUCGGCAACAUAUACCUCCACAAUAUUCUCAUCAACAAGAUCAGGGUGGAGUUAUGAAUCAAAAAUUACAGCAACAACAACAUUUCGGUAAUCAGCAAAGCAUGAUAGGAACUAUGGGUGUACCGCAUCAAGCAAUGCAAACGGGUGGAACGGGUAGUGUUUAUCAACAUAUGGUUGGGCAACAGCAACAUUAUCAGCAAGGGAACUCAGUGACGAUGUACCAAACGUCUCCUGGAUAUCCAGGCUUUGCUUCUGCUAUUCAUCAACAACAACAGCAGCAGCAGCAACAGCAAAAUCAACAACCUCCACAAAGGAUGCCGCAUCAUCAUCCAUCUCAUCCAACUCAUCAAACACAUCCUUCGCAUACUCAACAAUAUCCUCAACAUACACAACAUCCUAAUCCACAGCAACAACCAAUAGAUCCUCAAUAUUCCCAUCAUGCAUCUUCAAUGUUCAAUCAACCUCAACAUUCUGGACCAGCAACACAGUUUGGUACUGCCAAACAUGCAACAAGUCCACAGUAUCGUGCAACUUUUCCACAAUUAUCUCCUCAAAUGUCACCUAGGCCUCAGAUGUCACCACGACCACCAGCAGUGCAACAACAGAUGUCUCCUAGACCUAUUAUGUCACCAGCUAAACCCAAUACCUUAUCCCCUCACCCACAUGUUCAACUUCCACAUCAACAAUCAAAUCAGCCUGCUACAAUGUCUGUGUCACCUUGCCCUCCAGCUUCAAUGCAAAUGAAUCCAUCUUCACAACAAACUACACUUCAAGCACUGGAGCAAAUGGUAAUUCCUGGCGUUGCCGCAUCAAAUUCAAAUGUUUCAAAUCAAGAUUACAAUCAAUACCAAGCACGUCCAGCGAUGUCGCAAACACCGAACAUUUUAUCUCAGUCUACUGCACAAAAUUCUAUACAACCUAUAACAGGUCCUAGAAUGCCAAUGCCAGCUCAAUGGUCACAUCAACAACAACAACAACAACAACAACAGCAGCAGCAGCAGCAACAACAAUCACAAAUAAGGCCAAAUACAAGUGAAGAUAGACCUGUAGUGGAAGCUCAACCUCCUGUAUCUGAACAAAGCACACCAAUGUUUCCAGUAACGGGAACAGAAACUGUUCACAGUGUUGCAGAAACUACAACUAGAGAUUCUACAGACUCUGUUCAUAACCCAAUUGAACCUCCAAAACAAGAAAGUGAAGUAUUGCAUCAAAAUGUUCAGGAACCACAGCAGGAUGUGCUUAAUCAACCAACUGACCCUUUAAUGCAAAAUAAUUCUCAAAAUAAUUCACCUUUGGAACAUACAGCUGGAAAAAUUUCUCAAGAAACUGUACAAUCUUUACCAGCUUCUUCUAGUACAAAUGGAAAUGUUGAUUGUCCAAGUUUACCAGCAUUGCCUCAACAACAGAUAACGCAAAGUCAAAUUCAGACUCCUGUUUCUACCGUUGAAAAUCAGAGUAAAUGUGAUACAAAACAGCCUGAUCAGCAUUUAGAGAUAAAUGCAGUAAGCUGUGCACCAGCUAGCAGUAAUAUAACUGCACACUCUCAGCAACCUGCAGUUAGCAGUCAAGCAACACAACAGCAGCAGCAGCAGCAGCACAAUCAACAGCAACCUAUUAAUUGUCCACAGCAACAAGUACAGCAAAUUCAUUUGAAUCAGCCUCAGGUAGUAUCGAUGCAACAAUCUCCAGUGCAAUCUCAACAACCUUUGCAGCCUUCGCAACAACCACAACUGAGUCAAGUGCAACAAUUAGGACAACAGUCUCAACAAGUGCAGCAAAUCAAUACUACUCAACAGCAAGCACCAAUUGCUCAAUCUCCACAAUCUACAUUAAAUCAACCACAACAAUCACAACCUCAAAUUUCUCAGUCUCAAUUAGCACAGCCAUCACAGCCAUCUCAGUCAACUCCUGUUUGUAUAUCACAACAAGUACCGCAACAAUCAACACAACAAUCUCAACCUCUUGUCACAUCACAAGUUGGUAUAGUGCCUCAAAAUGCACCAUUAAUUCCACCUCAAAUACCACAUCAACCACAGUUACAAGCUCCCAUACAAAAUACAACUCCUCAGUUACCAAGUCAAACUAAUCAAGUCCCUCCUACACAUUUAAAUGGUCAACAAAUUCCUACAGUUAAUCAGAGCAGUAGUAUAGUAUUACCUUCUCAUCAAACUGCAGUGUCAGUGCCAAAUUCACAAACUUCUCAUCCUGUACAACAAAAUUUUACGGAAUACACAAAUAUCCCGAAAAAUAAUAUCUUUCCAAAUGAAAUGAUGGUGGGUUCUGGUCAACAAUAUCCUUCUAGUGGUGAUAUGAUUAGUGGUAAUACUAUACCAAACAUGUACAAUAUGCCACCAAAUCCAACAUCAACUGGAGUUACAUCUGGUGGUUUUAGUACUUCUUGUACUCCCGUUACGCAUCAUCAAGAAAGAGCUGCUUUGCAACAGCAGUUGCAAGAAUUGUACUGCAUGCCUCCAGCUACUGAGAAUCAAGAAAAAAUUGUUGCUAUACAAGAAAAGUUACAAGCUUUACAACAACAUGAGAGUAAUGAUCAAUGUAAUGGUGGGCCUCAGUGCAUAUUACAAACUCCUAUGUUUACAACAGCUGUUGUGGAUAGUCCACAGGUUUCAAGCACUACUGGUCGUGGUCGUAGUAAAGGUACACCUAGAGCUAAAAAGAGCAGAAAGAAGGCCGAUAAAGAAGCAGUUGCUCCUCCUAUAGUUACUACUCAACAACAACCAGAACAGCCAUUGUCAGAUAAUCAAGUAACUCCAGGAGAUAGUAGCAAUAUUGUUGAUAGUGCUGCAGAUUCCGAGGAUAUCAAGCCAUCUUCAGGUGAUAUAGAAGACGAAUGGAACAAGGGUAGAAAAUCACGUCCUCCUAGGAAACCGCGUAAACCAAAGGAACCAAAAGAACCGAAGGAACCAAAAGAGCCAAAAGUUAAAAAAGAACCAAAACCACCAAAGGAAGCAAAAUCUCCUAAAGCACCAAGAAAGAGAAAUAAAGAUAAGGAUUCAACAAAACGUAAUAGAAAAAAAACUAAUCAGUCUGAAUCGGCUGAUGAUGAAAUUGCACAAGAAACAGAGGAAACUGCUGUUUCUGAUUCAAGUGCAAUUAAAGAAGCAGAUGUAAAGUUAUCUGAACCGUCCAUUCAAGGUGAUCAAGAGCAAGUAGAUUCUUCAACUUCCGAGCCUUUGAUAGUUGAAACAAAAGAUCAAAGUAAGCAGAAAACGGAGUCGGAGGAUAGUCCAACGGAUGAGAAGAAAGAAGAUAAUUCAGAUGCCGGUACAAACAUAGAAACUGCUACUCCUAAUAAAAAGAAAGCUGCUGCUCGUAAAAGAUCUGUUGGAAAAGUUUCAGCAGGAAAAUCUCCGAGAAGUUCGAAAAAGCGGAAAAGUCGAAUUGCGCCUGAUUCUGACGGAGAAGAAUUAGCGGCAACGCCACCACCAUCUCCAGAAGCUGGGGAUGAUAAUAAAAGACGUUCUGCGAGAAAUACGCAUCGUAAAAAAUACGUAGAUGACGUAAUGCUUAGAUUUUCCGAUGACGACGUACCUCUUCAGGAUGCUCAACUUUCUAAAAAAGUAGAUGGUGUAAACACAACAAAACCUGUCUCUGUAAAAAAAGAUAAUGAGGGUGGUGAAGUUGGGCCAAAUAAGCCUAAUUUUGUAUAUAUAAAUACAACGGAUGAAGAUUCUAUGGUUGUGCAACACAUAUUGUGUUCUCGUAUAGGAAAGAGAGAGAUUAAGCCAACAAUUCCGGAAGUGAAAGCAGAAUCAUCCGAGGAAAAAAAUGAAAAUACCGUAUCUGAUACAAAGGGUGAGGAAAAAGAAGAUGAAUUAAAGGAAGAAGUAUCUGAAAAAGAGUUGGUUUCGGAAGCAACCAACAAAGAUGAAAAGGAUGCAGAAAUUUCUGAGGAUAAAGACACUGAUGAUAAUGAUGUAAAAGAUAAGAGUAAACAUGAAGAAGCAGUUACAGAAUCUAAACAAGAAAGUGCUGUAGUAGAUGUAAAACCUCAAAUAGUGGAAGUUGAGGAAUAUUUUGUUAAGUAUAGAAAUUUCUCAUACUUACAUUGUGAAUGGAGAACUGAAGAAGAGUUAUACAAAGGCGAUAAACGAAUUCAAGCCAAAUUAAAGAGAUUUAAACAGAGGCAACAACAAAAUACGAAUAUCUUUGAAAAUACUGAAGAUGAUCCAUUCAAUCCAGAUUUUGUGGAAGUGGACAGAGUACUCGAUGAAGCAACCCACACAGAUCCAACAACUGGAGAAACUUUAAAACAUUAUCUGGUUAAAUGGCGAUCUCUUCAAUAUGAAGAUUCUACAUGGGAACUAGAAGAAGAUGUUGAUCCAGAAAAGAUAGCUCAAUUUAUAAAAUUUAAUAAAGUGCCUCCUAAAGAUCAAUGGAAGCCGAAAAAGAAACCAAAUGCCUCAGCAUGGGUAAAAUUAGAAGAAUCGCCAAUUUACAAAAAUAAUAAUAGUUUACGACCGUAUCAAUUAGAAGGUCUUAAUUGGUUACUUUUCUCGUGGUAUAACGGCCAUAAUUGCAUUCUUGCGGAUGAAAUGGGCUUAGGAAAAACUAUACAGUCCUUAACAUUUGUGGACGCUGUUUAUAAAUAUGGCAUUCGUGGACCAUUUUUAAUUAUAGCGCCUCUUUCAACCAUUCCAAAUUGGCAACGUGAAUUUGAAAGUUGGACUGAUAUGAAUGUUGUAGUAUAUCAUGGAUCUGCAGCGAGUCGAACAAUGCUUCAAGAAUACGAAGUUUAUUAUAAAAAUGAAAAAGGACAACAAAUUAAAGAUUUGAUCAAAUUUAAUGUACUGAUAACUACGUUUGAAAUAAUUAUAACAGACUUUAACGAAUUACGGGGAUAUAAUUGGAGACUCUGUGUUAUAGACGAAGCUCAUAGGCUGAAGAAUAGGAAUUGCAAAUUACUUGAAGGUCUUAGACAAUUGAAUUUAGAACACAGAGUUCUUUUAUCUGGUACACCUUUGCAAAAUAAUGUCAAUGAGCUUUUCUCGUUAUUAAACUUUCUUGAACCAGUACAGUUUUCCAGUAGUGAAGCAUUCCUUAAAGAAUUUGGUAAUUUGAGUAGUGAAAGUGAAGUUCAUAAAUUACAACUUCUUUUAAAGCCAAUGAUGUUGCGUCGACUUAAAGAAGAUGUGGAAAAAUCAUUAGCUCCAAAGGAAGAAACAGUAGUUGAGGUGGAAUUAACAAAUAUACAGAAAAAAUAUUACCGUGGUAUCUUAGAAAGAAAUUUCUCUUUUCUCGCAAAAGGCACCACAUCAGCUAACAUUCCGAACCUUAUGAAUACAAUGAUGGAAUUAAGAAAGUGCUGUAUUCAUCCAUUCCUACUUAAUGGUGCAGAAGAUCAAAUACAGUUGGAUUAUAAGACUGGUGAAAAGGAAGAUUCAGAAGCUUAUUACCAUGCGCUAGUAAACAGCUCUGGAAAAAUGGUUUUAAUUGAUAAAUUGCUGCCGAAACUGAAAGCUAGCGGGCACAGAGUAUUGAUAUUUAGUCAGAUGGUGAAAUGUUUAGAUUUGUUAGAAGACUAUUUAUUGUAUAAAAAGUAUCCAUACGAAAGAAUUGAUGGUCGAAUUCGAGGAAAUUUAAGACAAGCUGCCAUUGAUCGUUAUAGUAAACCUGAUUCGGAUAGAUUUGUCUUUCUUCUUUGUACUAAAGCAGGGGGUCUAGGUAUCAAUCUUACAGCAGCAGAUACAGUUAUUAUAUACGACAGUGACUGGAAUCCACAAAAUGAUUUACAGGCUCAAGCUCGAUGUCAUAGAAUUGGUCAACAAAAGAUGGUUAAAGUAUAUCGUUUGCUUUGUCGAAACACUUAUGAAAGAGAAAUGUUCGAUAAAGCUUCUUUAAAACUUGGAUUAGACAAAGCUAUUUUGCAAUCAAUGAACACCAGCCAAGGAGGUAAAGAUCCUAGUAAUAAACAGUUGACUAAGAAAGAGAUUGAAGAUUUGUUAAAGAAGGGUGCUUAUGGUGCUAUUAUGGAUGAUGAUAAUGCUGGAGAUAAGUUUUGUGAAGAAGAUAUAGAACAAAUACUUGAACGAAGAACACAGAUUAUUACGAUAGAAGCGGAGAAAGGUUCAACGUUUUCAAAAGCUAGCUUUGCAUGUUCUUCCAAUCGAUCAGAUAUUAAUAUUGACGAUCCAGAUUUUUGGAAAAAAUGGGCAAAGAAAGCAGAAAUUGAUACGACGGAGAAAAAGGAAGAAGAUGAAUUAGUAAUAUCAGAACCAAGACGAAGAACACAAAUCAAACGAUAUGGCCAUGAUGAAUCUGUUGUUAUGUCGGACCUCGAUAGUUCAGAUGAUAACAGCGACGAUGAAACAAGUAGUGGGUUAACAGGUAGAGGUAAAAAACGAAGAGAUAAAUUUAAUAAAAAGACUCGGAAGUUUUGCGACGAAUACGUUCCCCGAGAAGGUGAGGUGGUGUACGGUAGCUGGGCAAGAAGUGAAUGCUUUAAAGUUGAACGAGGUUUACUCACUUUCGGAUGGGGUCGAUGGGAAGAAAUUCUUCAACACAGCCAGUUUCGUCGAGGAUGGCGUGAAGUUGAUGUUGAAGAUUGCGCACGGGUCAUUUUACUAUACUGUCUUCGUUACUAUCGUGGCGAUGAAAAGAUCCGUAACUUUAUUUGUGAUCUUAUCACGCCUGUGGAAAACGGAGAGAAGAUAAAAAAUGUAUGUGUCAAUACCGGUGGACGAAAUAAUAGGCAAAAGAAGAAAGGACGAGUUAGGGAAGGUAGAGAAACACGUGGAUCAAUGAUUAACGGAGGUCCAAAUGAUCCUAAUCAUUGGAGUAAUGCUGAGAAAUAUGAUGGAGAUAUAUUUCUUGAAAGCAACUACAGGAAACACUUGAGUCGUCACGCAAAUAAGGUACUUUUACGCGUCCGAAUGCUUUAUUAUAUCAAGCACGAGAUUAUUGGAGAUUUAGUCCAACAUAUUUCUGAUGGUGUUCACGUCAGUGCGUUGCGGAUAAACCCUCCACAGUUGACGGAACGACCAGCGAAGUGGUGGGACUUGCAAGCAGACAAAUCCUUAAUAGUUGGCUGCUACAAACACGGCUACGAGAAUUACGACCAGAUGAGGAUCGAUCCCGCGCUUUCUUUCAUUUCAAGCUGUCCUCCCCCUUCCCAGUCUCAGAUUAUACAAAAUAAUAGCAGCAGCAGAGAUGAUACUAGCUUGGAAAAUGAUAUUGAAGAUGCUGAAUCUAUUGGAAUGAUGAAAGAUUCAAAAGAUUCCGACAAAUUUAGUCGAGAAACACCUACCGAUUCACCUGCUAUAUCUAGUAAAGCAGAUACACCUGGGCCAGAACCUAGUAGCAGUCAUGAAGGAAAUGAUGGUUUGCUCGAUGAUGAGAAGGCUUGGCCUUCUGUCGUUGACCUUAACACCCGUUUGCGUCGUGUAAUUUCUUCUUACCAACGAAGCGUGAAGAAGGAAGAUGUUAAAGUAUUACAAAAAUCUAAAACAGGAAUGGAAAGUGAAACAUCUAUAAAUCAUAAUUCACCAAUGAAUGAACCACCUUUAAAUAUGCAAGGGUGGGAUUUACAACAACUCGCUAUGUAUCUUUUGAAAAUGGAAAGAAGAGAAAAAAUGGAAGCUAUGGUGAAAGAAAGAGAGCGAACUCGUAUCGAAGAACAAAAAACUAAAUGGUCUCGUCGUGAAGAAAGUGAAUUUUUACGAGUUGUUUCUACAUAUGGUGUUAAUUACGAUAGAAAAAAAGCACAAUAUGAUUGGACUAAAUUUAAAAGUAUAGCCAGAUUCGAUAAGAAAACAGAUAAUGAUCUUACAGAUUACUAUAUGUCUUUUAGAGCAAUGUGUAAAAAGGCAUGUAAUGCUAAAUUGAAUGAUGAAGAUGAUUUUUCAGACGUUGCUGUUGAUCACCUUAGUCCAGCAAAAGCGAGACAAAUAUUAGAUCGCGUAGAUCUCUUGAGCAAGAUUCGUGAAGAAAUUUUAUCUCAUCCUCAUUUAGAAGAACGGCUCUCGUUAUGUCAACCAUCAGGUGACACUCCUGAUUGGUGGCAACUCGGUAAACAUGACAAGGAAUUACUUCUUGGAGCUGCAAAGCAUGGUUUAGGCCGUACAGAUAUAACUAUUCUAAAUGAUCCUGAUUUCUCAUUUCAUAAACUUCUAAAUAAAAAUAUGUAUAGCAAUAUUCAAACGUCAAAGAUUACAGACAAAUCUGAAAAAGCAAUUAAAAUUGAAAAUAGGGAAGACAUAUUGAAGUUUGAUAAAGAUGAAAUCCUUGUAAAGUUAGAAAAAGGUGAGGGUACUUUAAAAAUAGAGAAAGUUGGUGCUAAGAAAGAUAAAGAUAUAAAUGUGACAGAUAAAAGAACGGAAAAUACAGAUUCGGAAAAGAGCCAAGUAGAGUUAACUAUAAUUAAAGCCGAAAAUAAAGUUGAAGAGAAGCCUAUUAGUAAUGCGUUAACUAUUACAACGGUUGCAAGAAGUACAUCAACAGAUAAAGACCAUAUUCCAAAAGUAAAAACUGAAGAAAAAAGCGAAAUAGUAAUAGAAUCAAUAAAAAAUGAACCUUCUAAGACUGAUCAAAUCAUGGGGACUAAUAAAACAGAUGAAGUAAAAGCAAGUAAUGUAAUUAGAAGUGUUGAAGAAACGGCAACAACAAUAAAGACAGAAAUAGAAAAUCAAACUAAAGAAAAAGAAGCACCGAAAGUAGUUGAAAAGGAAAAUCAAGACGAAAAAUCGAAAGAGCUUCAGACGCAAGAUACUUCCAAAGAGACAAAUGAAAAAAGUUCGACAGAGCAAAAGGAAAAUACGGAAGGAACAGAAAAAUCAACUGAAAAUAAUGAAGAUGUAACACCUGAAAGUGAUAAAGUUAACGUAAAUGCAGUAACUGUUAAAGAAGAAAUAGAAGUACAAGAGGGAAAAACAACAGAUACGUGUAAAGAUAAAGCAAAAGUAUGCAAACUCGAAGAUAAAUGUAACGUUCAAGCAGCAGAACUUAAAGCGAUGUUUCCUGAUUUGGAAGUUAUUCAACCUUUGUCACGACUGACGCAAAUCGAUACAUUUGUUCUUCGAGACAAAGCAAUAGAUUAUAAUGAGCCCACAGUUGUGCAACUUUUAUCACACACUAGUAAUAAUGCUGUGAAAUGGCCAAAGGAGCAUGCAAUUGAAGCUCGUUUAAUGCAUAUUGUACACGCGAUUGAACAUAAAGAAUGGCCUGUGUCUGUGAACUUCAGUGCUGGUGAUGAAUCAGAUAUUCCUUCGAAUGAAAAAGAAUGUUCAGAGGUGAUAACUAUAACUACUGAUCACGGAAUGUCACGUAAUACAACACCUGGAAAUAAUGUAUCACAAUCUAAAAAACGCAAGAGGCAUAUUGCUAUUGAUGUCGAAACUGAAAGAGCAAAGCUCCAUGCAUUAUUAAAUAGUAGUAGCCAUACGGUUACUCAGUCACCCGCAACUUUAAGUAAACCUACUGUGUUGUCUGGCUCUAAUACGUGGGAAAUGAACGAUGAAUCGCCGUCCGAAGAAUCGAGACGUUCGACACCGGUUCAACCACCUCCAGCGCAUCAACAAGCACGAACACCAAGUAUACCUUUCGAUUUAAAAUAUACAGUUCCUGGAAAACCAACUGUUAUUCCUGGAACUUCUAGUACUUUAACACCUAUUGAUUUAUCUGCCGGAUAUCCAAAAACAAGCACUGAUAACAACAAAGACAUUAUGAACGAAGUUCAAGACUUUUCAAUGCCAAAUAAAAAUAAACAAAUUAGCAGUAAUAAAGGAAAAUUAGAUAGUAUGUUAGAUAAAUUAAUGAAAAGAAAGAACUGUCCUACAGAUGAACCUGUAAUGGGAAAGGAGAAGAAACGUAGAAAAUUGGAUGAAAUAGUACUAGGAUUAAGUGCAGCGAAAGAACAGCAAAGCAGUCACUAUCCUGAACAUAGUAAAAAAAGUACAAUUACACCAAAUGUUACUGUAACUCCAACUUCAGCGCCAAUGGGGCUUCCAAAUCCUCCGUCAAGUACCCAAAAACCUUUUUCUAUUACUGUCACUUCAAUCCCUUCUUCGCGAGCAUCGAAUUCUACUUCUGGAUUACCUCCUCCUUCUUUACAUUCGCACAAAGAUAGUUUUUCUGCUUUACUUGUUCAAGCAGAGCAACAAAAUCGCGAAUUUAAAAAACAACAGCAACAUCAACAACAAUCUCAACAGCAGCAAUCUCAACAACAACAGCAGCAGCAGCAACAGCAGCAACAACAGCAGCAGCAGCAGCAGCAGCAGCAACAAAAUUUCAAUUCAACGCAUUCUUCAUCAUCGAGUGGUCACAGAAAAAGUUACGAAGCGAUGAUUGCAGAUAUUAACAAAGUUGCUGAAUACUCUUCUAAGAUCGGCUCGUAUUCUCAUGAAGCUAAAGUAAACAAGUGGUUAGCUGAACAAACUGCCAUGUCUGAGCAAUUAGGUGCAGAGUAUUUAAAUGCUCCUAGACGGCGGCGGCCACGUGUUGAUCCAUCCUUACUGGAUUGGAAGAAAUUAACGGGUGAAGAGAACGUUGCUGUAAUUAAUAGAUUAACGGGCAAAAAGGUUACUGGGAGCAAAGCGCCACAAUUAAAACGAUUGGGCCAAUGGUUGAUUGAAAACCCAAUGUUUGAUGUAGAUCCAAAAUGGGCAGAACUUGUAAAAGAACGUGGAAAUCUUCCACACGAUUUGCAAAAGAGAUUAUCAGGAAAUGAUAGAAGUAACGCAAAUAAGGGUAAAAGUCCAGGAAGACCUCCCAUGAUGCCAAGCCCUAAUAGUCAGCAAUCUGCGAAUCAAGCUAACCUGGCUGCCACGUCGAUGGCUUCAGGUUUAAAUUUCUCUUCGCUGGGUAAUUUAAAUAACUCACUUUUGUCUGGACUUUCUCUUGGCAAUUUCGAUCCAAAGAACAAUCCUCUUCUAAUGCCGUUCGGCGGUUUACCCAAUCUGGGUGCAUUGAGUGGAUUAGGCAAUCUUAAUAAUCUGAGUAACAUGAGUUUAACGAAUUCUUUAUUCGCAAAUCUUGCUGGACUUGGUUUACCAUCUUUAGCGGGUAUGGAAGCUGCUUUGAGUGCAACAGCAACUAGCACAGCAGCUGAAACGAAUCCAGUUGUUAGUUCUGUCAGUAGCAAAAAUACAGGUUCCACUAAUAUCAGCAGUGCUAGUAAAUCAUCACGGAACAAAUUGGAACCUCCUACAAGUAAAUCUUUGGUGCCUUCAACUUCAUCAGCAUCAUCUACGAUACCAACCACGACACCAUUUCCAUUCUUUUUCCCAAAUCCCAGUCUUUUAUAUACUCCAUUGGGUUUGGGUGGUUUGAAUCCAUUUUCAAUGCAACCUGGUGGAGUAUCAUCGGCCUAUGAAAGUCUCGCCCAGUGUGGACUUUUAAAUCCAUCAACAUCAAGUGCAUCGACAGUACGUAAACCUACAUCGUCGGCAAGUAAUUCAAGGCAACGCGACACAAUCACAGAAUCAACAACUAAACGAAAAGAUGCAGAAAAGAAAUCCAGGUAUUCCAUUGAUCCUGGGAUAACGUUGCAACAGUAUACGGAUAUGACGUUGCAACAUGAGGAACGACGAAAAAUAGAACAAGAGAAAAGAGAAAAUUUGGAACAGAACGAUGUAGCGGAUUUAUCCGACAGACGAACUGAGAGAAAGAACAAAGAACAAGAAAUGAAAGAAGCUUUGGAGCAUUUAAGUAGAACUAGUGCGGAACUUUUAACGAGAAACCUUGAAGAUCAACGAUCGAAUGAAAAAAGAAGUCGGAACGUAGAGCAUAGUCAGGGUUCUGAACAACAGACAUCGGGAAUGCUUGAAAUAACUCUCGAACCCAUCAAUAAGAAACCGAGAAUUGAUAUUGAAGUCAGUAGCAAACCUGUGACAAGCACAGCAACCACGCCAAUAACGUCUGCUGAUGGGUCAACAGGUGAAACGGAGCAUGCAGCACGAUCAUCAGUUGUAACAGUUAAACAAAGCUGCAUAGAAGAGAGUAAUACUUUUAGUGAACAAUCAUCAAAUACUAAUAAAAAAGAGACUGAUGAAACAGUUGCUACAAUAACAACUAUAUCGACACCUACAAUUACAGUUACAGUUGCAUCUACAGCUACGCCUACAUCUACACCUACACGUACGCCUACACCUAUAUCUACGCCUACAUCUACCCCAACGUCUACGCCUACAUCUACAUCCAUCAUUACACCUACCUCGACGACAUCGGUAACAAUAGGUUCAGAAGAUGCAGCUACAUCACAGUCAAGUACUAAUAACGCUAAAGGUGAUACGUCAAAGCUUUCAUCAGAAGUGGAAGAAGAUAAUAAAGGUACUAAAGGGAAAAAGGCGCGAAGUGGGAAACGGCUAAGUGUAGAGCCCCCGAUGGAACGAAAAAAUCUUCGCUCUAGUGCUGGAAGACAGGCGAGAGCUGCAGCAGAACGACAAGCCAGGAUGGAGGGUGAACUACAAUCUGAUUCACAAGAAACUCACACAACGACCGAGUGAAGUGAAAUAAAGUGAGUUCUGAAUAGUACUGGUGAUGUUAAUAAUCAAAUCUUCCGUUGUGGCGAUUAUUUUUAUUGCAAAAGUUCUGCAGUAUUCGCACAACGAUUUCCAGAUAAUUGUCGAUUUAUAUAAACAUUUAAAUUUAUGACUUAAUGAAACGACAAUUCUUAAUUAAACAGAGCACAAGUGCAUUCAAGGAACUUUAAAUACAAAAAAAAAAACAAAAUGAAAAACAUUUAUAAAAUUUAAUUUUUUCUUUCCAGUUUAUAGGAAAGAAAUGGGACAAAUAAUAAAUAACAAGUAAACCACAUACACAUUACCAUUACUAUCAUUACGAAUGUAUAACAUGAAGUUGUUAAGUAUGAAGGCUGGCAAUAGUAUUUUAUCAUUCGAUAUAUUGUGUGGUAAUUAACUUUUAAUUAUAUAACAUUACAAUAACAAAGUAUAAUUUUGUUAAAUUUAUUAUUCUUUAUGAUCUUUAUUGAUUUUGACGAGGGACUGUUUUAUAUAACUGCUGUCUACUAUUGCGUAGUUGCGCAACACUUCAAGGAUUAUUCAGACAUAAGAUAUAACCAUAAUGUAGUAAAUAUAGUAAUAACUUAAUUAAAAAAAGAAAAAGCAGUGUAAAUAUUAUAUACAUUAUGCCUAGAGACCGUAAGUGAUCGUGUACUUGGAAAAAUGUAUAUAACACAGUGUACUUUUAAUUACAUUAGGUAAUACAAUAAACAGCUUUUUUUGUUGUUUGCAAAUGCCAACAUUA